GUUUCUGCAACACGGCAGGAGCUGAGGAAAAAGCAGCUGCAAGACGUGGUGGUGGAAAACUAUGAAAACUUGCCAGGGCGCGAGUUUCGGGUGAUCAUCAUCAGCACGGUGCACACCAGCGAUAGCCUGCGCGUCUCGGCCUCCCACCACCUGGAGUUCUUCAACGAAGCCAGGGUGCUCAACACCAUCAUGACCCGGGCGCAGUCGCUGGUGGUCGCGGUGGGGGACGCGGUGGCCCUGUGCUCCCACGGGCAGUGCAGCAAGGUGUGGAAGCGCUUCAUCCAGAAAUGCAUCGAGAAGGGGAGCGUCUCCCCGGAGAGCCUGACCAUGGCCCAGGUCAAACAGGCGGUGUGCGACAAGGAGAGCUGGAGCAGGAGAAGCCCCGAGGGGGACGAGGAGGACAGCGACACCGAUUCCUGGAGCUCUGAGGCUGAGAGCGUGAACCCUGACGAUCCCAUCCUCCAGGAGCUGCUGGAUGAGAGCAAGAACCUGCUGGUGACGGUGUCCGAGGAGGGGCUGCUGAACGUGAGGUCCGAGACCUCCAGCCUGCAGGAGGACAGGCAGGAAUACGUCAGCUUCUCAUCUCAGAUGAUGCGGGAGUACCUGCACAUGCACCCCAAGAUGUACAAGAGGUGCGAGCUGAUCAAAGAAGGCUUCGACAGAGCUUCUGCCUUCACCCUGGACGACUCCCCCGUGCUGAACAUUCAGAUCAAAGGCAGAGUUCACUGCGGGACGGCCUUCACGGGGGACGAGGUGCUGGUGGCCAUCCUACAGAGCGGCACGGCCGACAGCGGCACCCACCACCCGCAGGGGAAGGUGGUGGGCAUCUUAAAGCGCGCCGAGAGGGAGCGCACCUUCAUCUGCAUGAUGGACGAGUUCGACCCCCGGGUGAUGAUCCCCAUCGAUCCCACCGUCACCAAAAUAUUUGUCCCGGGGCUGAAAGAGAAACCCAACGUCAUUCCCAUCCGCAGGCUGGUCAACGGGAAGUACAGGGUGGUCAGCUGCGAGAAGAUCAGCCAGGCGAUGAGGAGAUGCCAGUUCUUCUGCGUCCAGGUUAUCUCCUGGCGGGAAGGGUUUUAUUACCCCUUGGGGAUAAUAACGGAGGUCCUGCAUGCGGCGUUGACUUUGGAAGAAGGCCUAAAGAUCCUCGAAUUGGAGUACAAUUUGGAGAAGAAAUACCCAGCUGCCGUCACCAAGGAGUCGGCCAAAUACAGCUCCAGCACCAAACUGAACCUCAUCAAGGAGAACCUGACGGACUGCCGGGAUUACCCGACCUUCACCGUCGACCCCCAGGGCGCCAGGGAUUUGGACGACGCCAUCAGCGUUAGGGAUCUGGGGUGUCACUACGAGAUCGGGGUCCACAUCGCGGACGUGGCUGGUGUCAUCCCCAAAGGCAGUGCCUUGGACCUGGAAGCCAAGAAGCGAGGUGUCACCUACUACGCCCCCAAACAGGACCCUCUCUGCAUGUUCCCGCCCCACAUCAGCCAAGACGUCUGCAGCCUCCUGCCGCAGAAGGAGCGCCGGGUGAUCUCCUUGCUUGUCACCGUCGAAAAGGAGACUGAUCUGGUGUUGGACAGAGCCUUCCAGGUCUCUGUGAUCCGCUCCGACCGGCAGCUGUCCUACGAGGAGGCAGAGCUCUGCAUCAAGGACCACUACAGGGGGCCGGCGCGGCCGCUUUGUUUCCGUACCCUGGAGGACCUCGUAGCUGUGGCUUAUCACUUCUCCAGGGCCCAACGGAAGCUUCGGCUGCAGGAGGAUCAUUUCUACGACCAGCUGGAUGAGGAGAGCUCCCCGGGCCACAGGGGGUCCCAUCAGAUGAUAGAGGAGUUGAUGAUCAUGUUCAACAGUUCUGUGGCCAAGUUCCUCACCGACCAGGAGGACACCAAAAAUGUCACCCCUCUGCGGUGCCAGUGCAAGCCAAGCCCGCAGCAGUUAUUACACAUCAAGAACAAGUACUCCCACAUCCUCCCUUUGUCCAUUCAUCUCUCGCACCACCUGAGGGAGCUGCCUCCUGGCCAAGACUCCUCUAAAAACGUGGAAUUCAGCAUCCUGGCCCCCAUCUGGGAGCACCUGCAGGCGGCCGCUCGUGCCCGUGACAUCCACAAGAUGCUGGACCUCAUCGUGACCGAUGACAUCCACCCAACUCUGGCCCCGGUGGCCCUGGAGUUCCGGAGGCUACUGGGCCGCUCCUAUUUCAGCCGCUCCAACUCCAGUGUCCAAUCAAAAGUGGGCCACUACUCUCUCCACGUCACCUCCUACACCUGGGCAUCAUCUCCCAUCCGCCGCUACGUGGACGUGGUGCUCCAGCGGCACCUCCACGCCGUGCUGCGCAGGAAGCCCCUCGCCUACUCGUCGGAUGACAUCGAGUUUCUCUGCCACGACUUCAACAGGAAGAACUCGCAGGCGGCGGCGUACGAGAAGAGAGUGCGCUGCCUGCAGAUGGCCGCGCAGCUGAAGGACCAGGCCCUGCAGAAAAUCGCCUUCGUGGUGGAUGUGGAAGGGACGAACAAGUAUUUUCAAGCCCUGUUUCCCCUCAACAGAGAGACCCUUCCCGACCCGCAGCGGAUCACGUACAGGUCUCUGCAGCUGGUGGAGCAGCCCACCUUCAUCCAGCAGCGGGGCAGCAUCAGGCUGGCGUGGAAGAGGCGGGUGUACUCGGCGGACACCAUGAAGGAGCACGGCCUGCGCGAAGGACCCCUCCAUGACCACAGUGUCACCCUCCUGGGCACCCAGACGUGGCAGCAAGUCCUGACAGCCGUCAGAAACGAGGAGUUUGAGACGGUGGCCUCCCACCUUCAGAAGAGCAAGGAGCUGUACCAGCGGCGCACGGGCUGGGUGAACAAAAGCCAGUGCUCCUACUACAUGGAGCUGUCCCUGGAGCUUUGCGCCGGCGAUGCCCUGCAGUUCCAGCUCGCCACCGACGUCUGCCGGGGCUUCCUGGUGCCCUUCGUGCAGCUCUGGUGCGUGGCGCCGGGCUUCGACGUCUGCCUGCAGCACACGGAGAAACCCAUCGAGUGCUUCUCCACCUACGCCACGCUGCCGUCCAAGGACAGGUACAAGCACGCGGCGGAGUACAGCAAGGUGUGGAUGCCCAUGAGCGCCAUGGAGUCCGUGUCGUGCGCGGUGGCCGAGAAUGACUCCAUCGUCCUCCACAACGUCCAGAUAAGCUGGGCAAAGCAAAGGACGAGCAAAGGGCAGCUGCAAGGGAGUUUCCUCCUCCAGAAGCAUUUUUUGAAGGAGUGCUCCAUCGAGGUGGACUUCAGCAACUGUUACCUGUGCAUUCGCCUGGGCGGGCUGAAGCUUGGGAGCCUUCAAAGUGAUGAGGAAUGCCUUAGCCACGGCCUCCAGAGUCUGGACCUUCUGGACAAGGGCAGGCCAGAAAGCAAACUUGUGGUUGAUCCGGAUACCUACACCUGGGUGGCUCACGGCGUCACCGAGGAGUUCAGCGACGAUGAGAAGUCGGACAGGACCAGUCAUUACACCAUGAACUUCUACAUCCACUACAUGUCCAUGGAGAACAUCCCCGUGGAGAUCACCCAGGCCUCCUCCAGGUUCACGGUGGAGCUCAUACCAAAAAUGCUGCCAGACAUACGAAAAGAAAAGGCAAUUUGGAAGCUCAAAUAUGCCUCUGACCUUGCUAAAAGCAUCGUCCUCGGCCACGAACCUCCGAGAAGAGUGACAGCGUCCAAAAUCCUGCAUCAAAAAUCCUUCGAUCUCCCUGGCAGCCACAGGAAGCUGAACCAGAGCCAGAGCCAGGCCAUUCGGGACGCGCUGAGAAAACCCUUCACACUCAUCCAAGGCCCACCAGGCACGGGGAAAACUGUCGUUGGGACUCACAUCGUCUACUGGUUCCAUAAGCUGAACGAGGAUGGCAUGGAGAAGGAGAAAACAUCGCUUCCUGAAGAGGAGAAGUCCAAGGACAGGAAGUGCAUCUUGUACUGUGGCCCAUCCAACAAGUCCGUCGAUGUUGUUGCUG
This is a messenger RNA of Mesitornis unicolor (brown roatelo), 3976 nucleotides long. RefSeq names its product helicase with zinc finger 2, transcriptional coactivator (gene HELZ2). NCBI's taxonomy places the organism in Eukaryota, Metazoa, Chordata, Aves, Mesitornithiformes, Mesitornithidae. The annotation marks the transcript as partial. The transcript has 5 exons. The record is from RefSeq and is a predicted model, not a curated record. Gene Ontology annotation, molecular function: 5'-3' DNA helicase activity; RNA nuclease activity; RNA binding.